GCAGGUGACAGUGCCGCUCUCCAAGGCACAGAUAGGGCACAGAGAAUGGAAGGGGUGCAGGUGACAGUGCCACUCUCCAAGGCACAGGGGCUGCCCCUGUGCUGCCGUACCUGCACCCAGGCAGGGCAGGGGCCCCGGGCUCCUGGUGCAGAGCCUGGGGCUGGCUACUCCCCUGGCUGGCUGAGUGACACUCCCUGGGGUAUAAAAGGGCCCCUGGGCCGGGCUGUGCUGGGUGUAGCUGAUAGAGCAGCAGGCACAGGGCUCGUUCUGGGAAGCUGCAGAGCCUGGGUGAGGUUGUAGCCACCAACAGGUCUGAGCCACACAAAAUGCGUGAAAUCGUGCACCUGCAGAUUGGCCAGUGUGGGAACCAAAUUGGAUCCAAGUUCUGGGAGGUGCUUGGUGAGGAACAUGGCAUUGACAUCACUGGGAACUACCGUGGGGAUUCCCCACUGCAGCUGGAGCGAAUUAAUGUGUACUUCAAUGAGGCUUACUCCCAUAAAUACGUGCCCCGUUCCAUCCUGGUGGACCUGGAGCCUGGGACGAUGGACAGCGUCCGCUCCAGCAGAAUCGGGCCCCUCUUUCGGCCUGACAAUUUUAUCCAUGGUAAUUCAGGUGCUGGCAACAACUGGGCCAAGGGCCAUUACACAGAAGGUGCUGAACUGAUUGAAAACGUCAUGGAUGUGGUCAGGAACGAGUGUGAGAGCUGUGACUGCCUUCAGGGGUUCCAGCUCAUCCAUUCCCUGGGUGGUGGCACGGGCUCAGGCAUGGGGACGCUCCUCAUCAACAAGAUCAGAGAGGAAUAUCCCGACAGGAUCAUGAACACCUUCAGCGUCGUGCCCUCCCCCAAGGUGUCGGACACGGUGGUGGAGCCGUACAACGCCAUCCUCUCCAUCCACCAGCUGAUAGAGAACACCGAUGAGACCUUCUGCAUUGACAACGAGGCUCUGUAUGAUAUUUGCUUCAGGACAUUGAAGCUCACCAAUCCCACCUACGGGGACCUCAACCACUUGGUGUCCCUCACCAUGAGCGGCGUCACCACCUCGCUGCGCUUCCCCGGCCAGCUGAACGCGGAUCUGCGCAAGCUGGCGGUGAACAUGGUGCCCUUUCCUCGCCUGCACUUCUUCAUGCCCGGCUUUGCCCCGCUGACAGCCCGGGGCAGCCAGCAGUACCGGGCCCUGACGGUGCCAGAGCUCACCCAGCAGAUGUUCGACGCCCGGAACAUGAUGGCAGCGUGCGACCCCCGCCGCGGGCGCUACCUCACCGUGGCCUGCAUCUUCAGGGGCAGAAUGUCCACCAAGGAAGUGGACGAGCAGCUGCUGUCUGUCCAGACCAAGAACAGCUCCUACUUUGUGGAGUGGAUCCCUAACAACGUGAAGGUGGCCGUGUGUGACAUCCCGCCGCGAGGGCUGAAGAUGGCAGCCACGUUUAUUGGCAAUAACACGGCCAUCCAGGAGCUCUUCAUCAGGGUGUCCGAGCAGUUCUCGGCCAUGUUCAGGAGAAAAGCCUUUCUCCACUGGUACACGGGGGAAGGCAUGGAUGAGAUGGAGUUUUCUGAAGCAGAAGGUAACACCAAUGACCUCGUGUCCGAGUACCAGCAGUACCAGGAUGCCACUGCAGACGUGGAGGAAUUUGAAGAGGUAGAAGUGGAAGCAGAAGCCAAGCCAGAAAAGGAAGCAGAGUAAAAAGUACCAAAAUAUCCUCCAAAUGAGCCUGCUAACAUUCACUAAAGACAAAGCAAUAGCCAUCAUCUGCAUACCCAAAAUAACACACCUCUUCAGAACUUCUUGUGCAUCUGGCCAAGUAUAUCUGAUUUACAACACAGUGCUUUUGAAAUUCAUGGCAGCUCUGCUUUACUGUCUUGAACAACUGUUGAGAUGGAAUCUCUCCUCAAACCAAUCCACUAUGAGGACACGUUAUCUCACACCAGCCUUUCCUGUAAAUGGAUUCACUUUCAGAACACAAUCACCAGAUACUGAAUGUACCAUACAGCCGCUGGGCCUGUGUAUAUAGACCAGGAUCUUAGGCAAUAGCAAAAUGUGCUGUCAGCUCAUCACAUUUAUUUAUUGUCAGGUAAACACAGCCCUGCUGACUCUGAACUCGUUACUGUUUUAGGAUCGUGUGCACAUCUCUGAGGCCUCCAAAGGCAGUGACUCUUUUAUCACUCCACAGACUGACGUAGAUCUGCAGAAACAACAGGGGGCAAAUGACUGAAUAUGCACAUUCUUAUUUUAUAAGUACUCUAAUUGUUUUAUCACAUUGCUGGCUUAUAUUAUUGCAGAGCUUGUAUUCAUUAUCAUGGUGUGGUUUGUUUCUAUUUCUAACUACAGGUUGAGUUACAUUAGCACACUAAGUUGUGACAUUGUGUAAAAGUUUUGGUGUGGUAUUUUUUUUCCUAGGUACUAACUACUGUAAAUUUUUUUCCUAACAUUCAGUACAACAAAAAUGACAUAGAAUGGUUUGUAGUUUGUUAAUAUAAAUUCUAUGGCAGUCACUAAAACAAAAUCUUAUUUUGCCUUCAUUAAAAAAAAUUCUUGUCAUCACAGCUGCCUACUUAAUGUAUUUAUAAUAUUAUUUUAAAUAAAGAUUAUAUACCAUU
Zonotrichia albicollis (white-throated sparrow) is the source of this 2596-nucleotide messenger RNA. It is a transcript of the gene TUBB1, whose product is annotated as tubulin beta 1 class VI. Gene Ontology annotation, molecular function: GTP binding; structural constituent of cytoskeleton; GTPase activity. Gene Ontology annotation, biological process: microtubule-based process. Lineage: Eukaryota; Metazoa; Chordata; Aves; Passeriformes; Passerellidae. The record is from RefSeq and is a predicted model, not a curated record. Gene Ontology annotation, cellular component: microtubule.